CACAGCACUCAACAAGUGAAUGACAUUAUCACCAGGUGGAAAACGUAUAACAACUAAACGGCUUGUGCGUCAUUCACCACUAGCACAACGUUUUCUAAGAAGUGCACGCAAUGUUUUAUGUAGAAUAUCACAAGGAGUAUUUAAUUUGUUUAAAAAGCGUUUAAGAAGAAUUGCAAAAAUUAUACAGGCUAUUCGUUUUUUAGGGAAUGGUUUACCAGUUAUUAUAUGUGAAAUUGCUUUUAUUGGAGUAAGAACAAGAAGAAUUGGGAGUUAUUCUACAGUAGAAGUUUUUUAUAAGCAUAGUGAAGAUAACAAAAAGCUGAGAUAUGAAACAACAAUAGAUUCAAUGGAACCUCCACGGAGUACAAGUGCACGCUGUGCAGUACGGGAUGCACCAGAUUCACCAUCAACACCAGGAUUUUUAAUGCGUUUUUGGCGUAAUAAACAUGAUAAAUCGUUGGAAGAAUCAACAAUAGAUACGACAAUUACUAAAUCAGUAAAUGAUACUCCGAACGAGCCUAUAAAUAGUAAUACAAAUGAACAUGUUUGGGAAUUGUCUGUUUGGAAUCCUUCAAAACAAUUAAUAUAUUUUUUCUGCUUUUUUAAUCCUGUUCAUCUUAUUUUAUUAUGGUAUCAUCCACUUAGUCUAAAGCAUCUCAUGUUAGCAGCAGCAAUUGCUUUUCAGCUUUUUCUUUUACACCAAGUUUACGCAGGCUAUGUUACAGAUAAAUCCAUUAUUCAUGGAGAAGUAUUUAAUGAAUACUCUAAAAAGUUUGUGGAACCACGUUUAUUUCCAUAUAAGCGAGAUGUUGCAACAUCAACACACCCGGAUACAGUUCAGAUUGACGUACAUACGCCUCAUGGAAAGCCAAGUAAAAACAUGCACCAGGCUUCAGUACCAGUAUCUAAUAGGAUCCGAUCAUUGAUUGAAGAUGAGUGGCAUACACCAAGCAAAACCCAAAAAGGAACAUUCAAAGGGUUUCCUAUGUCACCUAUAAAAAAUAUUCAGCCAUCUCCUGCUAAAGGAUUUCGUCCUGCCAAUUCUUGGUCCAUUAAUACAUCUACAAGCCACCUACGUUCUCAUCCAAAUACUAACCCUGGAACAAAACAUUUUUAGAGUUUAUC
Molecule: messenger RNA, 1125 nt
Organism: Pneumocystis jirovecii RU7
Lineage: Eukaryota; Fungi; Ascomycota; Pneumocystomycetes; Pneumocystales; Pneumocystaceae
Exons: 4
Coding region: 20-1117 (365 amino acids)
Biological process (GO): regulation of exit from mitosis; maintenance of rDNA
Source: RefSeq, a predicted model, not a curated record